Molecule: messenger RNA, 3680 nt
Organism: Trifolium pratense (red clover)
Lineage: Eukaryota; Viridiplantae; Streptophyta; Magnoliopsida; Fabales; Fabaceae
Product: extensin-2-like
Exons: 3
Coding region: 443-3328 (961 amino acids)
Biological process (GO): plant-type cell wall organization
Molecular function (GO): structural constituent of cell wall
Source: RefSeq, a predicted model, not a curated record
UAGGCAACUCAGCAGGGCUGCUAGGAAGAAAUUACAGAAGAACAGAACAUGUUACAUUAAGUUCUCUAAUCAUUCCAUUUUGUCAAGAUGCUAAUUGUAUAUUUUAAUUAUAGUAAUUGAAGAUUGAAACAGUGAUGGGUUUUGGCAAUCUAAAGUAAAACAAUAUAAUGGAAAAGAAGUGGCCAACUGGGUGACUUAAUUUAAAGCAUUUAAACUAAAAUGAAACCAAUUGAAUAUUUGAUUUUGAAUUGGUCCUUCAUGAUAGCUACACCUUAACAAUUCAAUCACACUAUAAAUACAAAGUCUUACAUUCAACUUUUCACAGAAUCACUAACAACUAAACCUCUUCUUUCCUUCAAUCUUUUCCUCUACUUCUAAAGAAUAUUAGUGACAAUAUCUAAUAACAUAAGCAUUGGAGGUGGCAAGUUUUUUCUUUCCACCCAUGACAGCUAUGGCCAGUAGCCCCAAAAGGGGUCAUAACUGGCCACCAAUGGCAAUGGCAUUGGCCAUUGUUUUGAUUUCCACUACUGUCGUUUCUGCUGCUGCAGAUAGCUACAUUUACUCUUCUCCUCCACCACCUUAUGAGUACAAGUCACCGCCACCACCGUCUCCUUCACCUCCACCACCUUAUGUGUACAAGUCACCACCACCUCCACCUUAUGAACACAAGGAUCCAUCUUAUGAGUAUAAGUCACCACCACCACCUUAUGUGUACAAAUCACCACCUCCUCCAUCCCCAUCACCUCCACCUCCAUAUGUGUACAAUUCACCACCUCCACCAUCACCCUCACCUCCACCUCCUUAUGUGUACAAGUCUCCACCACCUCCACCAUAUGUGCACAAGGAUCCUCCAUAUGUGUACAAGUCACCACCUCCUCCAUCCCCAUCACCACCACCUCCAUAUGUGUACAAGUCACCACCUCCACCUCCUUAUGUGUACAAGUCUCCACCACCUCCACCAUAUUUGCACAAGGAUCCACCAUAUGUGUACAAGUCACCACCUCCUCCAUCCCCAUCACCACCACCUCCAUAUGUGUACAAGUCACCACCGCCACCACCUUACCUGUACAAGUCACCACCUCCUCCACCUUAUGAACACAAGUCACCACCAUACUAUUACAAGAGUCCUCCACCACCCUCCCCCUCACCUCCACCUCCUUACUACUACAAAUCUCCUCCACCACCCUCACCUUCCCCUCCCCCACCAUACUAUUACAAGUCUCCUCCACCACCAUCUCCCUCACCCCCACCUCCAUAUUACUACAAGUCUCCCCCACCCCCUUCACCCUCCCCUCCCACACCGUACUAUUACAAGUCUCCUCCACCCCCAUAUAUUCACAAGGACCCACCAUACUAUUACAAGUCCUCACCACCACCUUCACCAUCUCCUCCACCACCAUACUACUACAAAUCUCCACCUCCUCCAUCUCCUACUCCCCAUACACCUUACUAUUACAAAUCUCCACCACCACCUUCACCAUCUCCUCAACCACCAUAUUACUACAAAUCUCCUCCUCCUCCAUCACCCAUUCCCCAUACUCCAUACUACUACAAGUCCCCACCGCCACCCAAGGUCCUACCACCACCAUACUAUUAUAACUCUCCUCCUCCACCUGUUGCAUAUCCUCACCCACAUCCCUACCACCACGCAUUGAUUGUGAAGGUAGUUGGUAAAGUCUACAGCUUCAGGUGUUAUGAUUGGGAGUAUCCUGAAAAGUCUCAUAACAAGAAACAUCUUAAAGGUGCUGUUGUUGAGAUAACUUGCAAAGCUGGAAGCAAAAUCAUCAAGGCUUAUGGUAAGACUAAGAUCAAUGGAAAGUACAGCAUAACAGUUGAGGACUUUGACUAUGUCAAAUAUGGUGCCACAGUGUGCAAGGCCGCCCUUUAUGCUCCACCUAAAGGAUCCCCCUUCAACAUACCUACUAAGCUAAACGCGGGAACAAAAUUGUACUUGAAAUCCAAAGACAAAUAUGAGGUUGUGCUUAAGGCAAAGCCAUUUGCUUAUGCUUCAAAGAAACAUUUUAAAGAAUGUGAGAAGCACAAGCCUUCACCAACUCCAUACUACUACAAAUCACCUCCACCUCCCUCACCGGUUUACAAGUACAAAUCGCCACCUCCACCGGUCCAUUACUAUUCACCUCCAUAUUCCUACAAGUCACCUCCACCUCCCUCACCAGUUUACAAGUACAAUUCCCCACCUCCACCAGUCCACCAUUAUGAUCCUCCAUAUUACUACAAGUCACCUCCACCUCCCUCACCAGUUUACAAGUACAACUCCCCACCUCCACCAGUCCACCAUUACGAUCCUCCAUAUUACUACAAGUCACCUCCACCUCCCUCACCGGUUUACAAGUACAACUCCCCACCUCCACCAGUCCAUUAUUAUUCACCUCCAUAUUACUACAAAUCACCCCCUACUCCUGUGAAAUCGCCACCACCUCCAUACUACUAUAAAUCACCGCCUCCUCCCUCACCAGUUUAUAAGUAUAGCUCACCACCUCCACCAGUCCACCAUUAUGAUCCUCCAUAUAACUACAAGUCACCUCCACCGCCUUCACCUGUUUACAAGUACAACUCCCCACCUCCACCAGUCCAUUAUUAUUCACCUCCAUAUUACUACAAAUCACCCCCUCCUCCUGUGAAAUCGCCACCACCUCCUUACUACUAUAAAUCACCUCCUCCUCCCUCACCGGUUUACAAAUACAACUCACCACCUCCACCGGUUUACAAGUACAACUCACCACCUCCGCCAGUCCAUUAUUACUCUCCUCCAUAUUACUAUAAGUCACCUCCACCUCCUUCACCGGUUUACAAGUACAACUCCCCACCUCCACCAGUCCACCAUUAUGAUCCUCCAUACUACUACAAAUCCCCUCCACCACCAUCGCCGUCUCCUCCUCCACCAAACUAUUAUAAGUCCCCACCACCACCAUCACCAUCUCCACCACCACCUUACUAUUAUAAGUCACCUCCUCCACCCAAGGAGAUUUCACACCCACCAUAUUACUACAAGUCACCACCCCCACCUCCACCAUCACCAUCCCCACCCCCUCCAUACUAUUACAAAUCUCCUCCACCACCCUCACCAUCACCACCACCUCCUUACUAUUACAAAUCUCCCCCACCUCCAUCUCCAUCACCACCACCUCCUUAUCACUAUCAAAGUCCUCCCCCACCAUCUCCCAUUUCUCAUCCUCCCUACUACUACAAAUCCCCUCCACCACCAUCGCCGUAUCCUCCACCUUCUUACCAAUAUGUGAGUUCUGUAGAGUCACCUCCACCACCAAGUUAUAUCUAUGCUUCACCACCACCACCUAUCUACAACUAAGCUCAAACAGCAUAAGCACCAUUCAUGAUAAAUCAUGUUCCAGUUUUCAUCUAGGAAUAAAGGCAAGCUCCAUUUGGAGCAGAAUGAAACCUCCAGCUUCGUGUCCAAAUUUGUUAAAUAAAUGUCAGAAUGUAUCAUCUUUGAGUUACAAUAUAUGUGAUCCAGACAAUAUUUAUUUUAUUUCUUUGGUGGCAAUCUCACACUUCCUAGUCUUACUUUAUUCAAGUGAUAGACAAAUCAAAAGGGAGAAGCAAGAUUAAUUUAUUUGUGAUAUCUUUUUGAUUCAUUUGUUCGUAGAUCAAUAUGGACAUGUAUAAUAGUUUUCUAUUUAAUGAAGAUUUUUUUACUGUAA